Messenger RNA from Phytophthora nicotianae INRA-310, 297 nucleotides. RefSeq lists its product as hypothetical. NCBI's taxonomy places the organism in Eukaryota, Oomycota, Peronosporomycetes, Peronosporales, Peronosporaceae. The coding region runs from base 1 to 297 and encodes 98 amino acids. The record is from RefSeq and is a predicted model, not a curated record. The transcript has a single exon.
AUGAUGAACCUCAACGAAGGCAAGGUGGCGAUCUACGAUUCCAGCUCGUCAUCCUACUUAAUCAGUGUUCGUUCCGUCGCCCAGAUGCUGAUUUCGCUGCUCCCAAACGACGCGAGACCGAGACCACGAAUGCAAACUUUCGAGCCUGGCCUAGAAGUCCAAGUGGACAGCUACAACUGUGGCAUUUACGUUCUACUCGCGUUUGAAAUGUUCUGCGGGGCCGAGCCGCUUGGACAUCUCGACAAGAAGACGUUGCAAUGCCUUCACUACCGCUACCUUUGUAUGUGCAUGGAUUAA